CCACACCUCACAUAUACACACCUCAACUAUUGAAAAAUCAAUCAUGGCCAUUUUACAUGUCGGUGGGAUAACAUGUCACUUCAAAGUAAUUGGAUGUUAGCUCCUUACCGCACUAGCAGAAUUUUACUUGGAGCCUUGUGUCCUUGCCUCCUGGAAAGCGAGCCUUGGGAUGCCGGUGGGUGUAUAAAGUCAAACAUAAAUCUGAUGGUACUGUUGAACGCCUUAAGGCACGGUUGGUAAUUUUUGGUAAUAGGCAGGUCGCCGGAUGGUAAUAGACUAUACCAAAACCUUUGCCCCAGUUGCCAAAACGGUUACCGUUCGUGCAUUUCUUGCUAUAGCUGCAUGCAAAAAUGGGGAGCUGCAUCAAAUGGAUGUACAUAAUGCAUUUCUUCAUGGUGAUCUACAUGAAGAGGUAUACAUGACCAUCCCUCCUGGUUACACCACCACUGACUCAUCUUUGGUGUGUCGUCUUCAUAAGUCUUUGUAUGGACUUAAACAAGCUCCGCGGUGUUGGUUUGCUAAAUUGGUCACUGCACUUAAACAAUAUGGUUUUCUCCAGUCAUAUGGUACUGCUAUCGCUGAUUUUAAAUCCUACCUUAAUGAAUGUUUUCAUAUGAAGGAUUUGGUCACUCUUAAAUAUUUUCUUGGCAUUGAGGUUGCCCGCAGUUCUUCUGGCAUAUUUCUCAAUCAUAGAAAAUAUGCAUUUGAUUUAUUACUGAAACUGGUCUCUUGGGUGCCAAACCAGACUCUUUUCCAAUUGAACAAAACCAUGAUCUGGGAGGCGCUUCCGGUCCGCUACACCCAGAUCCUAAACAAUAUCGCCACCUCAUUGGAAGGCUCAUUUACUUGGCGGUUACUCGCCCGGAUCUUACUUAUUCGCUUCACAUCUUAUCUCAGUUCAUGCAAAAUCCUCGGACUGAGUAUUGGUCCGCUGCACUACGAGUUGUCCGGUAUCUUAAGGAUUCUCCGGGUCAGGGUAUUCUCCUCCGUGCUGACAGUGAUCUUACUCUGAUUGGUUGGUGUGAUUCUGAA
Messenger RNA from Cuscuta epithymum, 1032 nucleotides. Lineage: Eukaryota; Viridiplantae; Streptophyta; Magnoliopsida; Solanales; Convolvulaceae. The record is from the annotation of a GenBank genome assembly.